AUUAAUUUAACUAACCCAUGUCGGCUGUCAGCAGUAAAAAUGUUAGUAUCCCGCCAUCCUGCAGGCAAGGAAAGGAAUCACUGCCUGGCCUCGUGGCUCAGCAUCGGCCCCCUCGCGCGUAUGUGUGACCGCUGCAAGGUGAUCCGCCACGCUGCAGCUCGUCCUUUGCCCUACUCCUCGACAAAGCCCAAUUUCUGGAAAGAGCUUGGGGGCCGGAUUUCUCGAUCGGAAACGUGAAGACUUUAAUAUGGACAUGGAUUCCUUUAACCUUUCUUUAUUCUUCCUUCCCCUCAUGCCCCUUGCCAGGCAGCUUUUCUGAAGCUUGGGAGCCAAUAACUGUUACCGAGUCCCUCAAUCCUCAAUGUCUCGUCCUCACGGAUCCCUGGACGAAAAGACCUCCCUUAAUCCUCGACACAAACCAUGUUGACCCUCAGAGAUGCUGUUGAUAAGUGCACGGGGCUUUCCGGUGAUGGAAAAGACAUUGCCAUCACCUUGGCUUUCUGUCUCUUUCUAGUGACCAUGACCAUGGGACUUCGAUUUUACACGUUGGUUAUGCGAAGGCAGAGCUUCCAAGCAUCGGACUAUCUAGCACUUCUAUCUCUGAUUUUAUACUACUCUAGCGCGGUGACGGUCUUUCUGGCUUUGACCAUCGGCCACAUUGGCUAUCGGACAUCGGAAACGCCAGCCUGGCGGCUCAGCAUCGCCUUCAAGUGCAUCUAUUAUAUUCGACUGGCAUACCUCAUAGGGCUAGGCCUGGUGAAAUGCAGUCUCUUGCAAGCCCUUCAGAAGACCUUCAUCAGUCCCCCCAGCCAUUUUCGAUUCGCCGUGUGGACGACGAUGGUAAUAUGUGCCUGUUGGAGCCUGUCAGGGUUUCUUCUCGCAUUUCUGGCCUGCCAUCCAUUCAAAUACAAUUGGACCCCGAAUCUUGGAGAAGGACACUGCGUGAAUCAAAGCCACGUCUUACUGGGUCUUGGUAUCAUCGAUUCUGUGACGAGUUUCGCCAUCAUGGUUCUGCCACUACCGUACCUGCUAAGAACCAACCCGACGCGGCCUCAGAAGCUGGCAACUGCUGGCGUCUAUGGAAUUGGAGUUUUGUACGUAUAUCCUGGGCUGUACAAUGAAAGCGUGUCAGACGCAACAUUUCUAAUCGAGGAACUGAUUAGUGCUGUUGCCAUUGCCAUUUUACUGACCGUGGCUCUUUCGAAAACCGACCUGGGCAAUUUCAACGAGGCAGGCAAAAUGGUUGUGGUCUGGUUCACUGUUGAGUGGACAGCAGCAAUCAUCGUGGCCAAUACAUGUGUCCUAGCACCAGUGUUUGCCUGCUUGGGUCUUUGCCAGUCUCUGCGUUCUGGCGCGAACACUUCGCUCAGUCACCCCAAGGACGGUUCUUAUUUGCUGGGGUCGAUGCGGACUCUGACUACAGGCGGUAGUAGCGCACCACUAAAGCCGAAAGCCACGCUGGCAGAGACAGGCUCGAUUCAGUCGUCGCGAUCGAUGAUGAGAGGACUUGGGUUUUGCUGGACGGAGGCCACAGGACAAGCACAGCAACCAGGCUCCGUCCUUGCCUUAGAGCCAGGAGAGGUGCGCGUGCAGACAGGAUGGUCUGUUGAAAGGUCACCGGCCAAGACAGAAACUACUGCAACAACAACGAUAGGGACCUAGACACACAGGGCUCCGAAUCAAUGAAGUCAUGAUCGUCAUUUUCUAGUGAAUUCCGACACUUGUGCUACUAGCGUGUAGAAUGUAAAACUGUGUGGGGGGGGGGACUGGCGC
This is a messenger RNA of Aspergillus aculeatinus CBS 121060, 1773 nucleotides long. RefSeq lists its product as uncharacterized. The record is from RefSeq and is a predicted model, not a curated record. The transcript is spliced from 4 exons. NCBI's taxonomy places the organism in Eukaryota, Fungi, Ascomycota, Eurotiomycetes, Eurotiales, Aspergillaceae. Bases 421 to 1662 code for a protein of 413 amino acids.